CUUCCCUUCCAGGCGUCUUCGCCUGGUUAAUUAGGGCAUCCACCCACUUCGGCCGUUUAUAUACGCUCGUCCUCUUUCCUCCGCCGCUUCCCUCCUUUCGCUGCGGAGAACAAGAAGUAGAUAGAAGAGAGAGAGGAAGAGUGAGGAAGGAAGAGAGGAAGAAGCCGGUGGUGGCAAAAUCAUAAUGGCGGGUAGCGCGGCGGUAGCAGCAGGAGGGAGCUUCCUUGGCCGGACGAGCGUGCGGGUGGCGGUGAUGGGGGAGGGGGGCACGGGCAAGUCCAGCCUCAUCGUUGCCGUAGCCACCGAGUCCUUCCCGGAGAACGUCCCUCAUGUCAUGCCCCCCACCCGCCUCCCUGCCGACUACUACCCCGAUCGCGUCCCCCUCACCAUCAUCGACACCUCCUCCAGGCCGGAGAAUAAGGCGAAACUGAUUGCCGAGUGCAAGGCUGCGGACGCCAUCGUCUUGACGUACGCUUGUGACCGCCCGUCCACCCUUGACCGACUCAGCACCUAUUGGCUUCCUGAGUUACGCCGAUUGGAGGUGAAGGUGCCGGUCAUCGUAGUGGGGUGCAAGCUGGAUCUGCGGGACGAGCAGCAGGUGAGCUUGGAGCAGGUGAUGUCGCCCAUCAUGCAGCAGUAUCGGGAGAUUGAGACUUGUAUCGAAUGUUCUGCCCUCAGGCAGAUCCAGGUCCAAGAAGUAUUUUAUUAUGCUCAGAAAGCUGUGCUUCAUCCAACUGCCCCGCUCUUUGAUCAGGAGACACAAUCAUUGAAGCCUCGUUGUGUUAGGGCCUUGAAACGGAUCUUUAUCCUAUGCGACCAUGAUAGAGAUGGUGCUCUCAGCGAUUCUGAGUUGAAUGAUUUCCAGGUUAGAUGCUUUAAUGCUCCUCUCCAGCAAACUGAGAUUGCAGGUGUCAAGAAGGUUGUCCAAGAGAAGUUGCCUGAAGGUGUUAAUGACCAUGGGCUUACAUUAACUGGAUUCCUUUUUCUACAUGCUCUAUUUAUAGAAAAAGGUCGUCUAGAAACAACUUGGACGGUGUUAAGGAAAUUUGGUUAUGAUAAUGAUAUUAAACUCAGAGAUGAUCUUCUUCCAACAACUUUUAAGCGUGCUUCAGAUCAGACUGUGGAGCUGACAAAUGAAUCUGUGGACUUUUUGAAGGGAGUCUUCCUCAUGUUUGACAUUGACAGUGAUGGAGCUCUACGACCUGCUGAACUUGAUGAUCUUUUUUCGACUGCACCUGAAAGCCCUUGGUCUGAAGCUCCUUACAAAGAUGCUGCAGAGAAGAAUGUUUUAGGAGGAUUGUCACUUGAAGGAUUUCUUUCAGAGUGGGCUCUCAUGACGCUUCAAGAUCCAGCAGCUAGUCUGGCUAAUCUGAUAUACAUUGGAUACACUGGUGAUCCUGCAUCAGCAUUUCAUAUAACAAGAAAAAGGAGGUUAGAUCGCAAAAAGCAGCAAACCCAGAGAAAUGUUUUCCAGUGUCUUGUCUUUGGUCCUAGAAAUGCAGGGAAGACCACAUUGUUAAAUUCAUUUAUUGGAAGAACAUUCUCCGAGAAGUAUACUCCAACAAUGUCUGACCGGUUUGCCACAAAUGUUGUUGAACUUCAUAAUGGUGAGAAAAAGACACUUGUGAUGCGAGAGAUUCCAGAAACUGAAGUCAAGAACCUCCUUUCUAAUAAGGAGUCUUUAGCAGCCUGCGACAUAGCUGUAUUUGUUCAUGACAGUUCUGAUGAAGAAUCGUGGAAGAGGACAAAGGAGUUGCUUGUGCAAGUUGCUUCUCAUGGGGAAAAUACUGGCUUUGAAGUUCCUUGCCUUAUUAUUUCUGCCAAGGAUGACCUUGAUCCAUAUCCCUUGGCUGUACAAGAUUCAACAAGGGUAAGCCAGGAUAUGGGGAUUGAGACACCUAUACCCAUCAGUGUGAAAUUAAGAGAUCACAAUGAUGUAUUCUGCCGGAUAGUUAGUGCUGCACAACAGCCCCAUCUGAGCAUUCCUGAAACUGAAGCUGGCAAAAGCCGCAAGCAUUAUCGCCGUCUUGUUAAUCGUUCUCUUAUGUUUGUCUCAGUUGGAGCUGCUGUAGCAGUUGUAGGACUUGGUGCUUAUCGAAUUUAUGCAGCAAGAAAGAACACAUCAGCUUGAGGUCACUGGUUAUUGUUUUAAAAAACUUGGAAAUAAUGGAGAAAGGCAGUAGUGCCUUGGGUGUCUUCUGGAGCUUUUCUCUUUGCCAUCCUUUUGGUCUAGUUGUACAGGGACAUUGCUACUCUUGGUGGCCUUGGCAAAAAGUUAUGGUUAUUGUGCUCCCUUGUAGUUUUCUACUGAGUUUGUGCCUUUUAAGUGUGUGUGUGUGUGUUUUUUUUUUAUGAAGGCCCAACCUAGUUUCCCGAUAUGAUGCUUUAAUCCCCAGCAUUCUAUAUUAUAAUGCCACUUUCAGAUUACAGUA
Musa acuminata AAA Group (dessert banana) is the source of this 2432-nucleotide messenger RNA. RefSeq names its product mitochondrial Rho GTPase 1. Bases 185 to 2131 code for a protein of 648 amino acids. Gene Ontology annotation, cellular component: mitochondrial outer membrane. NCBI's taxonomy places the organism in Eukaryota, Viridiplantae, Streptophyta, Magnoliopsida, Zingiberales, Musaceae. The transcript is spliced from 14 exons. Gene Ontology annotation, molecular function: calcium ion binding; GTPase activity; GTP binding. Gene Ontology annotation, biological process: mitochondrion organization. The record is from RefSeq and is a predicted model, not a curated record.